Beauveria bassiana ARSEF 2860 is the source of this 1917-nucleotide messenger RNA. Its product is annotated as Cyclopropane-fatty-acyl-phospholipid synthase. Lineage: Eukaryota; Fungi; Ascomycota; Sordariomycetes; Hypocreales; Cordycipitaceae. Bases 1 to 1917 code for a protein of 638 amino acids. The transcript has a single exon. The record is from RefSeq and is a predicted model, not a curated record.
AUGGACGGCAUAGACGACUCACCGCUGUCACUGGCCGUGGUACGUCUCGCCGACUACACGGAUCGAUUGAGCCCGAAUGGCCCCGGAGCAACCGUCGUCGCCGUGGGCCUCGCGACUUACUACUGCUUGUUCGGCAGCCGUGGCGAUGCCGUCCUCGUUGCCGCCGCGGCAGCGCUCGCAUCGCCCGAGGCGCUCUGGCACCUGCUUGCCCGUUAUCGACAGCCAGCCCUCUGUAGCGUCUUGGCCGCAGCGUGCAGCGUGCUAUUCUUGCGACUCAUAGCACUAACGGCUCCUCAGUUCUUCACUAAUGGUUCGGUGGUGCGAUGGACGGAAUCUGCAGGCAGCUUCUUCAUCCCCAGCCGCACCACGCACACGCGCUUCUUCCCCAAGAAGCACUCGUUUGCGUAUUCCUAUCUCACCGUCGGUAUCCCCGUCGGUUUGCGCGCCGAGAUCAAUGGCAUCCUUUCCAUCGAUCCGCCCUCGGAGAGAGCCGUCCGCGGCUGGUGGACGCGGCUCAAGUCGCCGCUGUACGAGGUGGAUGGCGCCAGCCACUUGGCCCGCGGACGCGAUGAGGGCGGUCUACGCGAGAAGCUCAACAAGUUUCUCGUCAGUCAGUCCGUCGAUCCGAGUGACUACCAACAUGCCUUUUUGGUCACGGCGCCCAAGUUUUUGGGAUAUAGCUUCAAUCCUGUGUCGUUUUGGUACCUUUACUCGCCGGACAAGGUCUUGUCCGCCAUGAUCCUCGAGGUUAACAACACAUUCGAUGAGCGGCGGCCCUAUCUCGUCUUUCGCGAUUUCGACCAAGAGACAAAACACAUCCAGUCGCUUGAUCCCAGGCCUUCCACGGACAACACCGCAUCCAGAUUCUCGGCGUCUUUUGAAAAGGACUUCCACGUGUCUCCCUUCAACUCCCGCAAAGGCUCCUACUCCGUGCUCGCCAAGGACCCUCUCGGCCCCGGCUUGGCCACUUUUCGCGGCUUGGACGUCACCAUCAACCUCAGAUCGUCCAAGGGUCAUCCCAAGCUCGUUGCGCGCCUCGUACACCAGACCCCUGUUAUUGACGUGGCCGAGAUGACCGCACUGCAAAAAGUCUUUUUCAUCGGCCGCUGGUUCUGGAUCGGCUUCGCCACCUUUCCGCGCAUUGUCAAGGAGGCCGCAAUUCUCUUCCUCCGCCGCAGCCUACAUGUCUGGUUCCGCCCGGAGCCGCUCCCGCAGAGUCUCGGCCGGCACGCCACUACCACCGAGCGCCGUCUUGAGGCCGUCUUCUGUGACUACCUACGCUACCGCGUCGAGCAAUCGCCCGAGUCCCUUCGCGUCUGCUACAUUCCCAGUGGCAUCUCCGCAUCCACCACUGAAUACGUCUUUGCCUCGAAAGCAGCCGCCACAGCGACGACGACAUCGCCGACCUGCGACGUCGAGAUUCGCGUGCUCACACCCGUCUUUUACGCCCGCUUCGUCCACUACGCGCACGAUUUUGAGGGCCUCUUCAACGAGCUCGCCGAGAGCUGCACCGUUGCCGUCGACAAACCCGACAUGUUGCCGCACAUCUUUUUGAAAAAGGGUGCCCUGCCGCUUCGCGCGUCCGGCCUCGCCGAGUACGCCGCUUUCAGGUUGAUACAGGCUCUCCGCCGCACGCCGGAGCCGAUUCGCCGGCCCAUGACGUCCGCAGAGGACAGUCUGGGAGGGCAGGCCUCGACGCGCAAGCCGGUCGACAUUCGCGGCUUCCGCAUCUCCCCCAUGGACGCGUAUGUGUUGGAACACGGCAGCGACAGCCUCAAGAGCAUGUAUCGGUCCACCGUGUCCCGUCUGUUCCUAGCGGAUCGAUUUUUCCUUGGCAGCUUGGGACUACUGUCUGCUGUGGAAUUCAUGUGCCGUGCUGGCUUCGCAUACCUCCUCGUGUCAGCUUUUUAUCAUUGA